Messenger RNA from Gossypium raimondii (Peruvian cotton), 1407 nucleotides. RefSeq lists its product as uncharacterized. NCBI's taxonomy places the organism in Eukaryota, Viridiplantae, Streptophyta, Magnoliopsida, Malvales, Malvaceae. Bases 172 to 1170 code for a protein of 332 amino acids. The record is from RefSeq and is a predicted model, not a curated record. The transcript has a single exon.
CUGCUCUGUAGUUAAUAUUUAAAUUCUCAGAUGAUAAUCAUCAUUACCACUUUUAAUUACAGUUUAAUCUCUCAUUAGAAGAUCACUUUCUCUUUCUAUCCUCCAUUUGGUUUCUCUCUAUAUAUUACUAAUUCCAAACAAGUACAAUUUUUUUAAUGAAACUGUGAUGCAAUGGAAGGUGGUAACCGGAGGAGGCUUACGCUUUUUGAGCAGAUUUCGGCGGUCGAGAACGGCCGGGAUGCUCUGGCCGGUUUAACUCUCGACGCCGUUUUGGGAAACGCUAAGCGGCCUGAGCAACCGCCUGCUCAGAACCGUACCCUUCUGGAGAUUAUACGAGACGAUGGUUCCAACAAGGGGAAGAAGAGUUGGAAAGCGUUAAGGGACAAGCUCCGGCUCAAGCGACUGGCGGUGUCUGCUCGGACCUCCUCGGUUCGUAUCCCGGCUUCUGAUGUUAUUGUUAAUGAUAAUAAUAGAUCCCAGUUCUCGCGGCAAGGUUCGUUUCGUUCUCACUCGGCUGACCCGACUGGUGUUGAGGACCGAGGAGGAAGUGCUCCUGUUUCUGACCCGACGGUUAUGAACUCUAGGCCGCAAUUGGCGCGGUUUGGUUCGGGUCGGUUCGUGCAGGAUCACGAGUCAGAAAUUAGCCGUCAACAUUUGACUCCUUUUCCUUCCUCGAACAACGCCAGGAACAACGCUGACAGCAGCGAAGACGAGGACGACGACUCUCCUGUGGCGCGUGAUGAAACGCGCCGACUUGGAGCGGCAUUAGAGGAGGAGAGGGCGUUAUCUGCGAGAGAAGCGGCGGCGGCACAGGAAGCGGCGACGGUGGCAGAGACCAAUGCUAGGCCAAUUGGUUCCACCGAGGAGCCGGUGAGGAUGUCAUUGAUGGACUUUUUGGAAGAAACAGAGCGACAAAUGGGCCUGACGGGAUCGAAAUGCACGACGGGCGACGCCGACGCCGAUGACGAAGAAAACGAGGAGAAAGACAAGGCGGAAGGGAGCGGCGGGAUGGAGCAGACGUGUUGCGUGUGCAUGGUAAGGCAUAAAGGUGCGGCGUUUAUUCCAUGCGGCCAUACGUUUUGCCGGCUUUGUUCAAGGGAGCUUUGGGUUCAGCGAGGGAAUUGCCCGCUUUGCAAUGGCACAAUCCAGGAAAUUCUUGAUAUCUUUUGAUAAUUUUCUCUCUCUCUCUCUCUUUUUUUUUUAUAGAAUUUUAGUAAUUAUUUUUUCAAUAUCAGUAACUUAAAAUCAUCUCUCCCAUAUCUCCCAUAUCUCCGAUUGUGGAGAAAUUCUGUAAACAACAGUUCUUCUCUUCUCUUCCGCUUGUUUUUCCUUUUUUUUUUCCAAUUAUUGUGUGCGAUUUUUAUAUAAUCUUUGAGAUGAUAAAAAAAGAGACGAUGUUGCUUUCAA